GGCAGCCGUAGUUAACAAGAAAAAAUAUGACAGUAAGUGGGAGAGACAUAUCCACAGGGAUUCUAUAACUCAAGCAGUGGGUGGGACUAGACCACCGAUGGCACCUUAAAGAGGGAGGUGCAGGGAGCAUAGAACUGAAGCAGUAUCUGGGGCUAGAACACUCUGAUUGCAGCCAAUGUAAAAUAGACAUAUUCAGCUACAUUGUUUCAGCAGUCAGAAUCAGAGGAUAGGCAGAUACACAAUAGCAAUGACAGUUACACUUAACUAUAAACCAACUGACAAUGAGGAAUGAAUGCAUAUUGCGAAGCUGCUUAGUUAGUUUUGGGUAAAGUUCCCCUUUAAAAUGAGCAAUAUAAGUCUUGGUCAGCAGAGGGCAGUGUUACAGCACUAAACAAAUCCUUAUCCAGUCUAUUAACUAACAAGGUCCCUGUCCUGCCAAAGAAAGCAGAGAAGACAUUGGUGGUUUGAUGCUGGGGCCAAACUUUACAUGGCACAAAGGAGGCUUCAGCGGGAACAUUGCAUGGAAGUGGGUGAUUUGACCUCCGUGGAAUUUAUAUUUGGGAGCCUUUGUGACUGAUAUUUCUGGAGAACAGUGUCAUUACAGGACGGUGGGGGAUGUGUGAACACAUGAAAAGAAUCUCAAGCCAAGUGCAAGUUUAUCUGCUUCUUCUCUCUCCCCUUCUCUCUGCUGUACGGCAUAACCAUGAAGGGAACCAUUAAACUGCAAAUACUCCUGGGAACUUUGAUCUUCAUCACUGGAUCAUCCCUUCAAGAUCAACCACCUUCUCCUCUGGCCAAAAUAAAGAUUUGGAGCGCAGAAGCCAAGGAGUCUCAUCAGUACCAUCAUUUGAAGAGAAGCCGCCAGAAACGAGCCUGGAUUGUAGAUGCUUUUGAGAUACAGGAGGAGCUGCCUGGUCCCUACCCAAAACUUAUCGGCACUGUGAACUUGGAAGAUGGAGUCCAGCUCCGCUAUAAACUCCAGGGAAAAGGAAUCAAUGAAGAACCCAAGGGGCUUUUCCAUAUUAAUGAGGAUAAUGGAAAUAUUUACGUGCAUGAUAAAAUAGAUUAUGAGGCAACACCCAUAUUCAACUGGGAAUUCCAUGCGAUCAACAGAACAUCCAACAAAUUGGGUACAAAACUCGGAAUCCAACUCAAGGUUAUAGACAUUAAUGACAAUGCCCCAGAGUUCAGCUCCAGCUCUUAUGAAGUUCCAGUUAAUGAAAGCUGCAUGCAAGGGUUUACAGUCUUCACUCUCCUUGCUUAUGAUAAGGAUGAUCAUUUCAGUCCCAACUCCUUGGUGCAUUACACCAUCUUGUCUCAGGUACCCACUGACCCUGAUGUUGAAUUCACUGUACAUAAAGAAAAAGGCUUCAUAUCAUUCAAGGGCUGCCUCGAUUAUGUGAGAAAUAAGCAUUACAAGUUGAAAUUUGAAGCGAAGGACAAUGGUGUUGCAAUCCAACAACGGAGCCAGUGUGAAGUGAUAAUAAAUAUAAUAGACCGGAACAAUAACCCUCCCUUUUGGGAGUCUGAAUCGGGACAAACUGAGAUUUCAGAGCGAGAGGAAAACAUAACAGUCAUACGACUGGCUGUAACAGACAAAGACACUCCCCAUACUCCAGCAUGGACUGCAGUAUACUCAAUAAUUGAAGGCAAUGAAGACGGAAACUUCAAAAUAGAAACAGACCCUGUAACCAAUGAAGGGAUUCUUACUGUUAUAAAGGCCUUAGACUAUGAGAAGACCUCACAGAACAACCUUUCUAUUACCGUGGCCAACCUGGAGCCCUUGUUUAGCUGUAAAGUUGUGGAGAGGACCCUAGCUGGGCUGUGGGUUGUGGACGCUGCCAAAAAUAUCAAAACAAGGACUUUGACGCCAAUGAAAGGAGUGUCCGUGAAGGUGAAGGACACAAAUGAUCCUCCCCAGUUUAUCAGCGAAAAAAUUGCAUAUAAUAUAGUGGAACAUUCUUUGAAACCAGGAAGUCCGGUUGGGACAAUACAAGCCAAGGAUUUGGAUAUUGUUUCUCCAAAUAAAAUCAAAUAUGUUAUCUUGAAUGACCCCGCUAACUGGGUAGAUGUGAAUGAGGAUACAGGGGUCAUAACCUGCACCCAAGAUAUGGAUAGGGAAUCUGAAUUUGUUUACAACAGCAAAUACAAUGUGACCAUUCUAGCUGUGGAUGAUGGCGUCCCAUCAAUGACCGGCACUGCAACCUUCAUUAUCAAUCUCAAGGAUAUAAAUGAUAACACUCCCACAUUGGAAAGUCCUUAUAUGACACUAUGUGAAAGCGAGGAGGAGGUGCUUAUGUCAACGCCUAUUAUUGACAGAGAUCUGGAUCCUUAUUCUGGACCUUUCUAUAUUGAGGCACUGGACAAGGCAACAGAGAAGAAACAUUUGAAACUGUUGGAAAAUAAUGGUAACAUCCUCAAAGUCCUGAAACUAAAGGAUGCCCCUAGAGGAAAUCACACUCUUCACCUGGAAAUUUAUGACCGGCAAGGGGAGAUUUCCCACCAGAACCUUACAGUCUUUGUGUGCGAAUGCCUAGAGGGUGGUGUUUGUUUAGAAAAAAUGAAUGGUCCACCUGGUCUGGGUGGAGGUGCCAUUGCACUUCUACUUUUAGUCCCAGUUUUGUUUCUAGGACUGAGCCUCCUGCUGUGCAAGAUUCAGAGAGCUAAAGUGAUGGUCCCUGUGGAACAAGAACCUUUACAUUCAUUUAUUGCCUACAACGAAGAAAGUGGCAACAGGGAUUGUCAGGCUACACCUGUUGUAAUGGAAAAUUCAUCCGCUCAUUUUGGUCAAGGAGUUAAGGGUGAGGGAAGCAUGGCAGCAGCAGGAGAAGAGAUUGAUGCCGUGUUUCACCGAUCAAGCACCAGAAAGUACUCAGCCCCAGCUGUGAUGAUGGUAAAAAAAAACAUGCUUGCCCAUUCCAAUACCCAACAGUAUCAGUUUCAUAGGCAGCGGUCACUAAGGCAAACGACUGGGACACCCAAAAACCGAUCUUCAGUCAGACGGCACUCGAGUUUCCAUGGGGAAAGAAGGGAAAGAAGGGCAAGCAGCCACACGUUGAGGCAUAUGGCUGGGGCAGGACAACGUCGCUCUACUGCAACCAAUUCCAGCUCCAUACGCAAUGACGCAAUCAAUUCCAGCUUCAGAAGGUCCUAUCAUUCCAGAAUCUUGGAAAGUUUAAUAAAGCAGAAACUUGAUUCCUAUGUGGAUGAUGAACUAGUCACCUACAAGCCUCGGGUGUAUAUGUUGGAAGGUGACCUUUCCCCAGCACCUUCUCUGGAGGCCAUCAGCAUAGGAAGCAGCAGCAUUACGUUAGAGAGACUGGAGAACCUUGAUUCCAAGUUCAACAUUCUGGAGAAUAUAUGUGCAAAACAAAUGCAUCAGGGAUUCAUGGAAGAACACUCUAUGUUGCAGUAAUGGGUACUUUAUGUGGUUGGUGAAAUGCAAACUGGAGGCUAGGAACAUCACCUUAAGUUUGUAGAUCUGUGCUCAGGGACAUUAUGACUUGAAUUCUCCACUUGCUCCUACAACAACAGGAUGAUGAACGCCUUUUCAAAUCAUUUGUCAUUUUACUGGGCUUCAAGUUGAACAAUGUUACAGAUUCCAUGAAUCAAAAAACAUAGAACAACAAUGACUUACAUGUCAUACUCCCUUUCAAUACAUCUUUCACCUCUACUAAACAAGGAUAAUCAGAAGGAACACUGAUGCAUUCUUGAUUUAAAUGAGAUCGGGUGGAACAUUUAUGAUAAGGAAGGCAUUGUGCAAAGUGCAAGAGAUGGGUGCAGUGUGCCAUGUUCUUGAAACUUGCACCCACCUUCCUCACUAGAUGAAUUGCUAUAGGUCCUAGUACUCUGUGCAUUAUUCAGACAUAGAAGAUAGGAAGAUGCAGUGGACACAAGCCCAUUACUUACCACCUGCCACAUGGCAGGACUGCCCUGCACUUGUUAAUGCUGCACUCACUAAUGCUGCACUUUCUGAUGCUGCACUCUAUGGGGCAAAUUCACUAAAGGACGAAGCGCCUAACGCUAGCGCAUUUUUGUUAAUUCGCCGAUUCACUAA
Molecule: messenger RNA, 4057 nt
Organism: Xenopus laevis (African clawed frog)
Lineage: Eukaryota; Metazoa; Chordata; Amphibia; Anura; Pipidae
Product: cadherin-like protein 26
Exons: 21
Coding region: 704-3415 (903 amino acids)
Source: RefSeq, a predicted model, not a curated record